Phascolarctos cinereus (koala) is the source of this 345-nucleotide messenger RNA. It is a transcript of the gene KRTAP17-1, whose product is annotated as keratin associated protein 17-1. NCBI's taxonomy places the organism in Eukaryota, Metazoa, Chordata, Mammalia, Diprotodontia, Phascolarctidae. The record is from RefSeq and is a predicted model, not a curated record.
AUGGGUUGCUGUCCCACGGACUGUUUCAACUGCUGUGGCGGCUGCCAACAGGACCAGUCCGGGGAAUGCUGUGAGAUGUGCUGCUGCCAACCCAGCUGCUGUGGCUGCUGUGGGUCCAGUUGCUGCGGUGGUUCCGGCUGCGGUGGCUCCAGCUGUGGUGGCUCUGACUGUUGUGGCUCCGGCUGCGGUGGCUGCGGAGGCUGCGGAAGCAGCUGCUGUGGCUCUGGCUGUGGGGGGUGCGGCUCUGGUUGCUGCGGGUCAGGUUGCUGUGGCGGGUCCGGGUGCUGUGGGUGCUGCUGUGGGCCAGUUUGUUGCCAACCAACACCUGUGUGUGACACGAAAUGA